AUGACCGAUCCCUCCGAGGAUAGCAAACACGAGGUUGAGCUCGAGAAGGCUAACGGCUCGGCUCAGCCUGCCCCUGAAGCCUCCGUCAAGGAUGCAGCCACCACCACCAUCCCGGAUAAUACCCCUAAAGUGGCAGUCUGCAAGAAACACCCCGAUGUCAAGUCAGAGAAGAAGAAGAAGAAGAAGAAGAAGAAGAAUCGGAGUAAGAAGAAGCAGGAUGCCUCCGAGAGCGAGUCUGACUCCAGUGAGUCGGACGAUUCGUCCAGCGAGUCCGAUUCGGGCAAUGCCGAUUCUGAAUCGAUCGCCAGUGAAUCCGAGUCUGACAAACGCAGGCGGCAUCGUCUAAAGACCAAGACCCGGACCAGGCGUGCCCAGAGGGACAAGAAGCGACGCAAGAAGAGAAAGGUGCGAUCGCGCAAGUCAAAUGCUACAGACUCCGAUACCGACUCGUCCGAUGACUCCGACACCGAUUCUGUCUCUUCUCGUGACUCGGACUCGUCCCUGGACGAGAAAGCACUACGCAAGUUGGUGACCCGACUGAAGCUUAAGAAGCGGGCCAAACUCUGGGACAGCACCAUCCACAAAUACAAGCUCAGCGAGACCGUGGAUGACCCGGACGCCGACGAAUGGGACCAGUACAUCUUCACGGUACGCCGCAAGUUCAACUGGGAGAACAAGUAUCUGGAAACCGUUGUCGAUAUCAAGAGCAAACAUCUGCGUGAUGCGCUCGCCAAGGUCAUGGACGGCGUCAAGGGUGUCAGUUUGGUGCAGGAGCCCGCCAUCGUUGACCCCAAUAUGCUGUUCUUAUAUCUAGAAGAGACGAGGCAGUGGAUGAAGGAUCUCAAGCGCCAGUCGCGCAGCGAGAAGAAGAAGAAGGCCCGCAAGAGCGCCGCUACCAAAGCGGCGCAUCUCAAGGUGCUCGUCAAGUACCUCGACACCGAUUACGCCGACAUCAAGAAGACUCUGUACCCGCUACUCGAAGCCAAUACCAUCACGUUUGAUCUGCUGUGGGCUCUAUUCAAGCCCAAUACCAUCGCCUACACCCCGACCUACGGAAACAGUGACGAGCCGCGGGCCUUCAAAAUUGAAUAUGCCAUCAAGGAGUCCUCCUUCAUGAAGGGCCAGUGGUACAGUGUGGAGGGGCGGUACUUGGAAUAUGACGGCAAGGACUUUGGAUUCGGCACCAUGUCUGCAGAGGUGGAAUCCUUCAAGGGAGCCCGCAAGAUCACCAGUCUGACGUGCUAUCCACUGCAGUAUCACCGUGACUCGGAGGCUCUUCGCGCACGGCUGAUCGAGCGUGGCAAGCGGUUCGUCGCCUUGCGCGGCAUGAAUUACCGUUUCCAUAAAGGUAUGGCUUUCUUCAAGAAAAAGCGUUCCUUCGUGGUCAAGGUUAAUAUCAACGGGCGGGUCAUGAUUGACCCUGCCAUUCACCGACGCAUCAACCCAAACUACCCCAUCAGUACCGUUCGGCCUAAGGAUCCGGACCUGCUAGAUCCCUCCGAAGCUGGAUUCAGCGACCCGGACGAUGACGAUAGUGGUGGCUGCUGCUGCGGAGGAUCCGACUCGGACUCCGAUCGUGGGUGCGCAUCGGAUACUCCGCGGACUGUCUACAAAGUCAUCGAGGGCGACGAUGGGAACCCGCGAGUCGUGGAGGUGGAAGUAGACGAGAACGGAAAUGAGAUUCACAAGGAGAAGAUGGAUCGCAUUGAAGGAGACGCUGCUGACAGCAAGGAGCGAGAGUUCACGGAGGAGGAGCUGCUCGUCGCCAGUCCGGUGGUUCUGGGCUUCGCCUUCAGCGAGAAGCUCUGGCUUGAGUUUACCAUUUCGGGCAUCAGCGAUAUCGAGUGGAAUGUCGACGCCUUCGGCUCGCUGGUGCUCCCCAACAACCAAAAGUCCAUCGUCAAGGCAUUGGUGGAAUCACACACCUUCCAUGCAGCCGAGAACAUCGACGACGUGAUUCAGGGCAAGGGCAAGGGUCUCGUCGCCGUGUUACACGGUCCUCCGGGAACUGGAAAGACUCUCACGGCCGAGGGCAUCGCAGAGCUUCUGCGACGACCGCUGUACAUGGUCAGUGCCGGCGAGCUGGGAACGGACUCGCGCACUCUGGAAGCCGAAUUGAACAAGAUCCUGGAUAUUGCACACUCGUGGGGAGCCGUGCUUCUUCUGGACGAGGCCGAUGUCUUCCUCGAGAAGCGCACGAUCCACGACAUCCACCGCAAUGCCCUCGUCAGCAUCUUCCUACGGUUACUCGAGUAUUUCCAGGGGAUUCUAUUCCUGACAACCAACCGAGUCGAGACUUUUGAUGAUGCCUUCCAGUCCCGUAUCCACGUUGCAUUGCGGUACGGCGAUCUCACGACCAAGGCCAAACGGAGUAUCUGGAAGAUGUUCCUGGAGCGGAUCAAAAACUCGGUUCGCACCGCACAGGCGCUGGCAGUCAACGAGCGCUCACCUCUAUCGAUGGAUCAUAUCAAGCGAGUCCUUGACGUGGCGGAGACAUUCGAUCACGAUCUACGUGGAGGAACGGGAUACUUGGAUGCGAUGCGUAGCUACACUUAA
Molecule: messenger RNA, 2556 nt
Organism: Penicillium cinerascens
Lineage: Eukaryota; Fungi; Ascomycota; Eurotiomycetes; Eurotiales; Aspergillaceae
Product: ATP-binding protein
Exons: 3
Coding region: 1-2556 (851 amino acids)
Molecular function (GO): ATP binding; ATP hydrolysis activity
Source: RefSeq, a predicted model, not a curated record